Pollicipes pollicipes is the source of this 1963-nucleotide messenger RNA. RefSeq lists its product as uncharacterized. The transcript has 8 exons. The record is from RefSeq and is a predicted model, not a curated record. Gene Ontology annotation, cellular component: mitochondrion. Bases 446 to 1801 code for a protein of 451 amino acids. Lineage: Eukaryota; Metazoa; Arthropoda; Thecostraca; Pollicipedomorpha; Pollicipedidae.
CGGGGUAUGGGAACGAAUGAUCACAGCAGUGGAUACAAGCUCAAGAACAUAAGGCAUUGCCAUCGUAACAUGCAUUCUUCAAUCUGACGCUUGCAGCUCAGUCCCUCGCUUGUAUCGUCACUGUACAGGGAACAUAGGUGCAGAAUCGUGUCUCAUAUAGUACACAUGACGGUGUUUCACCAUGUCUGAUAAUAAUACUCAUGCUCUGAUAGUGUUAUUCAUACUCUGAUGGUGAUGCAUUCUGAUAGUGAUAUUCGUACUCUGAUAAUAACAGUCAUACUCUAUACAUACUCUAUAGCACUCCGACACCACACUCAACAUUGAAGCAUGUCCACAGACUGAAGGAAAAAAGAUGUUUUAUGAGACGCCAGCAAGCUAAACAGCCAGGUUGUGCGGUUGAAGAACACAGGUUAUUAAGGACCCAGACAGUUGUCAUCAAGUGGUGAUGAUGGAGUCAACAACAUUUCGCCUGCUGACUUGUUCUUUGCUCAGAUGCUGUAGAAGAGCAAAGUGUUUUGAAGGAGGCAGACGGACUUUUUUAUCAGAUGCCUACUGGUGUCAAGAUAUCUGGAACACUCGAACCAGCCUCCCUAUAUUUCGGGAUUUGAACAUGGACAAGUUCUAUCUCGCCAUGGAUAAAAACUUCCAGACCAGAGGGAAGGUGCUGCCCGUGGACAUUGAUCUGUUCGCCUUGUGUGCCACGUCGGACCAGCACCUGGACGACCUGCAGGACCUGGUGCACCGGUUUCGUCGCACGUCGCAGACGGCCGGCGUGCUGCCGUCCACCAGCCACCUGGUGGUGCGCGCCUUCGUGGCCGCCUCGGCCGACCGUCGCCUCCGCCUGCUCGACAUGCUGGACGACCGCGUCAACUACGGCGUCUUCCUCGACCAUAACACGGCCAGCAUGCUCAUGGACACAUUCGUGCGCGAGGGCAACACAAGAGACGCCGCCAAGAUCGCGACGCACUUGAUGCUGCAGGAGGACUGGGAUAACCCAAUCAGCAAGACGUUGGCGCUGCACUGCUGCUACGCGUAUGUCCAGAACCCCGUACCCGAGCCGUGGCAGGAGCCCGAACCGGAGGAGGAUCCAAAUGCGGAAACGGAGUACGUACGCGUCAAGUACCUGCGCAACAAGUGGCAUGACGGACAUUUUGACCUGCGCGAGGCCGCCGAUAUAGUGGGCAAGACUCUGGCGUGGAUCGGCGCCACGGUCGACGACGUUGGCGGCCACAGCUGCGAGCUGCUCGGGUGGACCAUGUACAGCAAGUGGCAGGAGCUGGUGCAGUGCUGCGACCGCCUGCAGGGCGGCGACGGCGUCUGCCAGGACGUGAUAGGCCGCGUCACCGGGCUCCUCUCGGCGGCCGGCGAGCAGUGUCCGGACGCGGCUGCUCUCUCGGCGCGCGUGGCCUCGUUGCCGACCGUACCGGCGCCGCUCGGUGACGCGCUGCGGCUGGCGGUCGAGCGCGCCGUGGCGGAGCAUGAGGUGGCGGAUGUGGUGCGUCUGCGCCAACUGUACGCCGAGUGGCAGCAACGCCGCCAGCACGAGCUCGAGCUGCAACGGCAGGCGGCCGACCGCGAGCGGCGCGUCCAGGCGCUCGAAGAGAAGCGACAGUACUUACGGGAGCGCGAGCGGCUGCUCUGGUUCUUCGACAACGAAGAGCCGCUGCUGGCGGAGGUGGAGCGUCAGUGGAACCGGCCGCAGCUGCCCAAGCCGCCGAUCGUGCAGAAGCUGCUGAGGAAGAAGCGGCAGACGGAGGAGGAUUAUGUGCCCCCCAGCGUGCGGCGCUCGCACAACAAGUGACGCGGCGGGCGGUGGGUGGGUGUUAGUUAAGAGCAUUAUAGACAAGGACUUGACUGUGGACGGGUCGUCGGAUAUAUGUUGUGACAAAGCACUGCCGUAGAAUUGAGAGCAAGGUGAUGAGUUUUUAAAGAACGCUUUAAAAUAUGAAGUCAGCAAACGAUU